GCGCGUGUUAUUGUGGUCCGGGCGCUGCGGGUUCUGGGAGGGUGGACGAUGGAGUUCGCGGAGCUGAUUAAGACUCCGCGGGUGGACAAUGUGGUCCUUCACCGGCCUUUCCUGCCGCGGGUGGAGGGCACCCUGUGUCUGACCGGGCACCACCUGAUCCUUUCCUCCCGCCAGGAUAACAGUGAGGAGCUCUGGCUAUUGCACAGCAACAUCGACGCCAUCGAGAAAAGGUUUGUGGGAACAUUGGGUACAAUUACAAUUAAAUGUAAGGAUCUGCGAAUCAUUCACUUGGAUAUUCCUGGCAUGGAAGAAUGUUUAAAUAUCGCAAGCUCUAUUGAGACAUUAUCUACUUUGGAUUCUACCACAUUGAUGUAUCCUUUCUUUUAUCGACCUAUGUUUGAGGUUUUGGAAGAUGGAUGGCACUCCUUCCUUCCUGAGCAUGAGUUUACUUUGCUUUCUGCAUCAACAGAUGAAUGGAGACUAAGCUAUGUUAACAAAGAUUUCGCUGUUUGCCCCUCCUAUCCUCCUAUUGUCAUGGUGCCAAAAUCAACUGAUGAUGAAAUUUUGAAAAAAGUUGCUACAUUUCGUCAAGGUGGUCGCUUUCCUGUCCUCAGCUAUUACCAUAAAAAGAAUGGAAUGGUAAUGAUGCGCAGUUCGCAGCCAAUGACUGGAACUAAUGGAAGACGGUGUAAAGAUGAUGAGAAAUUGAUUAAUGCCACUCUGCGGGCAGGAAAACGUGGCUAUAUCAUUGACACUAGAUCUGUUAAUGCUGCUCAGCAAGCUAGAACCAAAGGAGGUGGUUUUGAACAAGAAGCACAUUACCCUCAGUGGAGACGAAUUCACAAGUCCAUAGAAAGGUAUCACAUUCUUCAGGAAAGUUUAAUUAAACUGGUAGAAGCUUCAAAUGACCAAUCCCACAACAUGGAUAGAUGGCUCAGCAAAUUGGAAGCUUCUAGCUGGCUGACCCACGUUAAAGAAAUAUUAACCACUGCUUGUCUGGCUGCACAGUGUAUAGACAGGUAAGGAGUUAUGUGAGAUGGUUGG
Molecule: messenger RNA, 1044 nt
Organism: Rhincodon typus (whale shark)
Lineage: Eukaryota; Metazoa; Chordata; Chondrichthyes; Orectolobiformes; Rhincodontidae
Product: myotubularin-related protein 9
Exons: 6
Coding region: 49-1023 (324 amino acids)
Biological process (GO): negative regulation of autophagy
Source: RefSeq, a predicted model, not a curated record